AUGUGUGACCUACAUGAGCUGUUGAAUCGAAAGCGGCCCGGGCCAUGGCAAAAAUUCUGUGCCAAACCUUGCGUCUUCCUCGCGCAACAACUUUACACUUGGCGGCAAUACAUUCCAGCCGCGCCACUCAAAGAUCCUGUUUCGAUCGUCUGUAUCUCCGAUACUCACGAUGCCCAAGUUCAUGUCCCCGAUGGAGACAUUCUGAUUCAUGCUGGUGACCUCACACAAUCCGGAUCCUUCAAGGAGCUUCAGGAGGCACUGAGUUGGUUACGCUCACAACCUCAUCACAUAAAAAUCAUUGUUGCUGGGAAUCAUGAGCUAUUGCUAGACAUAGAAUGUGAUGAUUCUUCUGGCCAAGCGGCUUCUGAAAGAACUCAACUUGACUGGGGUGAUCUGAUAUACCUUGAAAAUGAGAAAAGGGAAGUUGUCUGUGCUAAUGGCCGUCAUCUGAACGUAUAUGGGAGCCCUUAUUCUACUCGCCAUGGGAACUGGGUGUUCCAAUAUCCCAAAAGUAAAGAUGUAUGGGCUGAUUCAGUACCAGAAGGGAUCGAUGUGCUCAUUACACAUACUCCACCCAAUGCGCACCUUGACUUACUCAAAUUUGGUUGUGUUCAACUCCUGAAGUCAUUAUGGAGAGUUCAGCCACGACCUCAUGUGUUUGGGCAUAUACACGAGGAUGCUGGUACGGAAUGGAUCUCAUUUGAUAAGCUUCAGCUUGCAUACGAGCAUACCGUUGCUGAUGGAGGAGGCGUAAAAAAUCUUCUAAGGACGGCAUGGGAAUUCGGAAUGGCAUGGCUUUCCCCAGUUACAGAGUCUAGGUGUCUACUGGUCAAUCCGUCAAUUGUUGGCGGAUUACGGGAUGAUGAACGGAGAGAGCCUGUGAAGGUCGUCAUCUAG
Penicillium malachiteum is the source of this 897-nucleotide messenger RNA. RefSeq names its product metallophosphatase domain-containing protein. NCBI's taxonomy places the organism in Eukaryota, Fungi, Ascomycota, Eurotiomycetes, Eurotiales, Aspergillaceae. The transcript has a single exon. Gene Ontology annotation, molecular function: hydrolase activity. The record is from RefSeq and is a predicted model, not a curated record. The coding region runs from base 1 to 897 and encodes 298 amino acids.